This is a messenger RNA of Canis lupus familiaris (dog), 3043 nucleotides long. RefSeq names its product GTP binding protein overexpressed in skeletal muscle (gene GEM). Bases 438 to 1154 code for a protein of 238 amino acids. Gene Ontology annotation, biological process: negative regulation of high voltage-gated calcium channel activity. NCBI's taxonomy places the organism in Eukaryota, Metazoa, Chordata, Mammalia, Carnivora, Canidae. The transcript has 5 exons. Gene Ontology annotation, molecular function: calcium channel regulator activity; GTPase activity; GTP binding. The record is from RefSeq and is a predicted model, not a curated record. Gene Ontology annotation, cellular component: plasma membrane.
CCCGGGAGCACUCCGCGAGCACCCCGGGAGCACUCCGCGAGCACCCCGGGACCACCCCGGGACCACCCCGGGACCACCCCGGGAGCACCCCGCGCGCACUCCAAGAGCACCCUGACAGCACCCCAGGAGUACCGCGCGCGCACCCCGAGAGCACGCACCCCAGGAGCAACCCGAGAGUACCCCGAGAGUACCCCGCGCGCACCCCAGGAGCACCCCAGGAGCACCCCGCGCGCAUCCCCGCGCACCCCGAGAGCACCCGGCGCGCACCCCAGGAUCACCCCGAGAGCAUCCCAGGGGCACCCCAGGAGCACCCCGCGCGCAUCCCCGCGCACCCCAGGAGCACCCCGCGAGCACCCCGCGCUCGGCGACCCGGGACCGCAGCGCACCCACGCACUCGCGGACUCGGGGCGCCCCCCAGGCCCAGCCAAGACCCAGCGAUGACUCUGAAUAAUGUCACCAUGCGCCAGGGCCCCGUGGGCAUGCAGCCGCAGCAGCAGCGCUGGAGCAUCCCAGCGGACGGCAGGCACCUGAUGGUCCAGAAAGAGCCCCCGCAGUACGGCCAGCACCACUGCCAGUCGGCCGCCCCGGAGGACCCCUGUCGCCGGAGCUGGUCCUCAGACUCCACGGACUCAGUCAUCUCCUCCGAGUCGGGGAACACCUACUACCGGGUGGUGCUCAUAGGGGAGCAGGGGGUGGGCAAGUCCACUCUGGCCAACAUCUUUGCAGGCGUACAUGACAGCAUGGACAGCGACUGCGAGGUGCUGGGAGAAGACACCUAUGAGCGCACGCUGAUUGUUGAUGGGGAAAGCGCGACAAUUAUACUCCUGGACAUGUGGGAAAACAAGGGGGAGAACGAAUGGCUCCAGGACCACUGCAUGCAAGUCGGGGACGCCUACCUGAUUGUCUACUCCAUCACGGACCGAGCCAGCUUCGAGAAGGCAUCUGAGCUGCGGAUCCAGCUCCGCAGGGCCCGGCAGGCAGAGGACAUCCCUAUAAUUUUGGUGGGCAACAAAAGUGACCUGGUUCGGUGCCGGGAAGUGUCUGUGUCAGGCUGCGCAGGCCAAGGGGCCGCAGUGGAAAUCCUACUAAAAAGACCCGGAGGAAGUCGCCCUGCGGUUCAUCUAUUUGAUGAGAAGCCGGAGCUGGUGGCUUAGGACGCAGCGGUGCGAGGUGCUGGGGGAUCGGCGGGGUGACUGCGCACAGAGGCACCGAGCGGGGGCAGGAGAGGGUGGGGAAGGGCCCCCCGCACCCCCCCCGGGUCUUCUGGAUGAGCCCGGCCCCCCCCACCAGGCACGGAGAGCGGCGAAGGAGCGGCCCGGGACCUGCCUUCUGCUCCGGGGAGGUGGGGGGCGCCCCGAUAUAGGUAGUGACCCCGGGGCACCUGCCCUCAGCCCAAGGGGGGGCCUGAUAGUAGGUAGUGACCCUGGGGUACCUGCCCUCAGCCCCGGGGGGCCUGAUAUAGGUAGUGACCCCCGGGCACCUUCCCCAGCCCUGGGGGCCCCUGAUAUAGGUAGUGACCCCUGGGCACCUGCCCUCAGCCCCGGGAGGAUGGGGGUCCCGAUACUAGGUUGUGGGCCUGGGAACCUUCCCUCAGUCCCAAUACUAGGUAGUGACCCCUGGACACCUUCCCUCAUCCCUGGGGGGCCCGAUAUAGGUCAUGGGCCCGGGACCUUCCCUUGCCCUGGGGGGCCCCGAUACUGUCGCCAUCAGUGAUGGGUCGCCUGAGUCCUGGCCGGGAGGAUGGUUGAUGGGGAGGGCAGUGUCCCACAGUCCGACUGUCGAGGCUGACAUUUGUCGCGGGGAGCAGGGUGCCAGGUGCAGAAUCAGGCCUCCAGAGCAGUGGAAAUAGGGUUUGGCCCAUGUCCUGGGCCUGGGGGGCCACGGGGGCCGCCGGGGCAGCCGGCAGGUGCAGGCGGCAGGGGAGCAGGCCCGGGCCGGGCAGGGGGGAUGCAGGGCUCAGGCCGCGCUGCCCUCCCGUGCACUCGGGCUCAGGCUGCUUUGGGAGGGGUCGGAGGGAGGCGGCGGGUGGGAGCGACCCCCGCGCCCUGGAGGUACAGGCUUACGGCUCGCCCGCGGUGCCGAGGCAGAGGGGCCUUCAAAAUCCCCGCGCGUGAAAUGAGAAACGCGGUUCCAGCCGCACAGGACAAAGUGCUAAGCAGCAGAAGGGAGGCUUCAUCCUGAGGAACAUCCAAGUCCCUACAGGGUUUAAAGGGUCGGGCACGCAGGCGGCGGUGCCGGGCCUGUCUGCCCAUCAGGCCCGACCGCCACGUCGGAGGGGGUUACGGGGUGGCCGGCGCGGGCAAGGGCCCUGAGUAGCGGGUCUCAGCGCCCCCCGUGCCCCCGCCACCUCUGGGAGUCCAGCAAGCAGACCCUCGCCCACCCGGCUGCCCGACCGCCACCUCCCGGAGGGUGUAAAGCCGUUGAAAGACCCCAGCCGUUGGGGAAGUGCCAACGCGCUCUCCUGGCAGCGAGGGAGGGAACCGUUAAUUCGAUUUCCUUGAUCGUGUCUUUGAGACUCUCUGUGCAGACAACCGACAACGAGACACGCUAUUUUGGGUGUCGAAGAUGAGGACGCUUGACUCUUAAAAAAUCGGGUUGAUCGUGACCUUGGGCCCUGCCCUGCCUCCAUCCCGCAGAUGAAUGCGACCUGAGGGGUUCACACGCAGGUGCCUCGGGCGGUGCGGGGCGCGUGGGAGGAAGUGCCCAAAUCCCUGGUGCCGGGCGGGGAGGUGGGGACGGUGGGUGCAGCCGGGUGCACGGGCGGCUGGAGACGUGGGACCGUGGGGCCGAGGAAGGGGUCGGCUCUGGAGCCCAGUGGCUGAGGUCUAAAUCCGGGCUCCCCUAAUUCCCAGCUGGGUAACCUGGACAAGUGAUCCCGUCUUCUGUAAGCUCAGGUUUCUCAUCUGAAUGAAGAAAUCGAAUAAAUGAAUUAAAACAUGGGAUCCCUGGGUGGCGCAGUGGUUUGGCGCCUGCCUUUGGCCCAGGGCGCGAUCCUGGAGACCCGGGAUCGAAUCCCACGUCGGGCUCCCGGUGCAUGGAGCCU